GAAUUUACACAUUAUGUUAACAACAAACACUUGCUAAACUAUUAUUAAUGUCGCGGGGUUAAAAUUUCAAAAGUACUAGCAACAUUAUCACGUUCGGAGAAGAGCGUUAAAAUCUCAACCAACCAACGACCGUACCGCGUCGGCGGUCGGGUUACGCGUAUUCAUUCACGCACACUGUUGCGUGUUGGUUUGUGCCUUGUAGAGUGUUUGGUCUGCUCACGGGUUGUUACUUUUAUAUUGUUUUUUUUUAUUUCGUCCUCCGACCGCUCGUACGCUUACCUGUUUCUGUUAUUAUUUUGUGAACUUUAGUGGCUAUUCUCUACUAGUUUUUGAACUUCGGAACAAGUUUUUAGUUAUAAAUCGCGGUGUGAAAAGUGACCCAAGUUAAGGAGUUGAGACCAAUAAUUGUCCAAUUUGCCUAAUAAUUUGUGCCGAAUACUGUGAUUGGAACAUAAAUGUGAUGAAUUAAACAAUAUGCUAAAUUUGUAAAGGAGAAUGGGCGGUGAAUUGCGAAUUACAAGUUGAAUUUCGACCCACAUAACGUUUAUGUGUGAUCACAAUGUGGGAAUUAAGACUCAUCGCUCUUACCCUAUUCGUGCUGACCAGGGGAGAGCUGCCAGAAGACGACUUCAGGAUAAUAAAUAAACAGGACUUGCUGGCGGCGGACAGCGAUAUUUUCGAAGAUAAAGAUGCGAGAGCGUUUUCGCAACUGCUAUUCGAUGUUGCAAGGGACCAAGUCAUUGUGGGUGCAAGAGACACUAUGUACCGUCUUUCACUUCGUGGUCUGCGUCAAUUAGAGCGGGCAGACUGGCCCGCACCAGCAGACAAAGUCGUACUCUGCCAGGACAAAGGCCAGACGGAAGAGGAUUGCCAUAACCACAUUAAGGUCCUGCUCUCGUACGGGCAUAAACUGUUCGCUUGUGGGACUAACGCGUUUAGUCCUGUAUGCAGUUGGCGUGAGAUUGAAUCGCUAAAUCUGAUAUCUGAAUGGGUGUCAGGCGUUCCAAAUUGCCCUCACAACCCACACUCGAACGCGACAGCUAUCAUAUCAUCCACCGGCGAGUACUAUGUUGGAACACCUACUGACUUCACUGGUUCUGACACAGCCAUAUGUCGGACUCACGGUGCCUCUCGCAACACAGGGAUGCUGCGUACGACCCAGUAUGAUCCAAACUCCUUGAAUGAACCACAAUUUGUAGGUAGUUUCGAAGAUGACCACUUCGUCUACUUCGUAUUCAGAGAAGUGGCUGUUGAACAUUUGAAUUGUGGAAAGAUUUUAUACUCCCGGGUAGCCAGAGUGUGCAAAAACGACUUAGGCGGCCAUCUAGUGAUGAAAGACAACUGGAGUACGUUCAUAAAGGCUCGCUUAAAAUGUUCUGUGCCCGGUGACGUGUCGUUCAACUACGACGAAGUACAAAGCAUGGAAUAUCUGCCUCAGGAGAAAUUACUUGUAGCUGUAUUUAGUACUCCGACAAACAGCAUAGCUGGCAGCGCUGUGUGCAUAUACAAUAUGUCAGACAUACAUGCAGCAUUCGAAGGGCCAUACAAAGUGCAAGACUCGCCCACUUCAACGUGGGAACCAAAGUCUCCUUCCAAAGAAGUUAGGGAACAUUUCCGAUGUGCUAAUGAUACGAGAAUCGUAUUAGAAUACCAUCGGUAUCACUUAAUGUACGACGCAAUACAACCAAUCUCUGGAGGACCAGUCUACAAAGCCACUCUAGAACGGUUCACUCACGUUACAGUCGAUGUUGCCAACACUAAAAAUGUUGGAAAGCAGCUGGUCGUGUUUGUGGCAACACAGAAAAGUAGUAUUGUAAAGUUGGCAAUACUGCCGCGAUAUGAGGGCGCAUGCGUGGUCGAAAUUUGGAAGUUGAAGGAUGGCAAUGGUGGAUACGAUAUCCAGACUAUGCAGUUUGUUAAGGAUUCUAUGUCGAUCUACAUAGGUAGCGACACGGGUGUUCUUCGCCUGGGAAGCGAGCGAUGUUCCAGAUACAAGACCAGGUCAAGUUGUGUGGGUGCCACAGACCCACAUUGCGGGUGGGACGAUGCGAGGGAAAUCUGUAUUCGGGCUCCACCUCAUUUACACCACACUUACUUUAUACAGAACACAGCUACUUGUCCCACUGUCAACACACCCGUUGACGGCGGUUGGUCAUCUUGGUCGGACUGGGAGCCUUGUAUGCAAGACGGAACGCCUAGAAACACAUACGAUGAUAAACCCGACAUGUGUAUGUGUCGGACCAGGCGAUGUGACAACCCUAGACCAGCGAAUGGGGGGCAGAAGUGUGCAGGUGCAAGUAUAGCAGUAGCAAACUGUACGGUUCAUGGUGGUUGGUCAGCCUGGUCUCCGUGGUCGGAGUGUUCAAACACCUGCGGCAUCGCAGUCAAAUCCCGGCGACGAACCUGUACAUCCCCUGAACCAAAAUUUGGUGGACGAGUCUGCGUUGGUCUGGAUGUUAGCGAUAUGUACUGCGCUAAUUUGCCUCCAUGUCCUGACCCCAAUUUGGCCCCAGUCGAUGGAGGCUGGUCAUCAUGGAGUGCCUGGUCUCCAUGCUCAGGAGUUGGAUGUGGAAUCAACGCAGGCGCAAAAGAAAGACGCAGGAAUUGUAGUAACCCCACACCCAAACAUGGCGGUUCGGACUGCGAAGGACCAAAAUAUGAAAGGCUACCUUGUGAUUUACGACCUUGUGAGGUUCGGAAGGCAACUGCCUGGACACCGUGGGUGCAAAUGCUAGGUAAUGCGUCUGAUGGCAGUUACACUGAAAAGAGAUUCAAAUUCCUAUGUAAGGCACCUACACCGGAACAAAUAAGGUUGUCUCUAGCCCGUGAAGAAGAGAGGUAUUGCAAUGCUCAAGGGGCAUGUAGCAGUACACCCCCAGAAGAAGAUGGAUGGGAAGGUUGGGGUCCGUGGGAAGCCUGUUCUGCCCCGUGUGGAGGGGGCCAACAAGCCCGUUCUAGGAGAUGUCGACGACCCCCAUGCAGUGGACCCGAUGACAUGCUAAGAGCUUGUAACACUCACGCAUGUAAUGGUGAAUGGUCUUGCUGGAGUGAGUGGAGUGAGUGCAAUGGCAAUUGUGAAAGUGGUGCAACGGGGCAUCGUACGCGCACUCGAAUGUGUCUCUCGCCGGAGGGCUGCGCAGACGCCGGUGCCGCCCUCGAGAGGCGAAUCUGUGUUAAUACAUGCGCAGAAUCUGAAACUGGCUGGGGAUCAUGGGGCCAAUGGGGUGAAUGCGAGGGAGGAGAAAGAGUGAGACGGCGAAGUUGUGAGAGUGGCGCCUGCGUCGGUCCACAGUUACAGGUGGCGCGGUGUGAUGAUAACAAUAUGGAUAACGAAUUAAACGCGUUGCCAGCGUACAGUCAAGGAGUGGAGAUGGCAUCUUUUGUGACUAUGAGCAACGAAUCGCUCAGCCUUGGUGGGAUAAUCGGAUGCGUUGUUGCUUCUUUUGUUAUUGGCUGUCUAGUAUGCCUGGGCGUGGUCAUAUUCCUACAGCGUCGUGGUACGUGGAAUAGGUCGUCCCGUGUACCGUCGAGUCCACAUUACAUUACAGCAAAACAGAAUAGCUACGUGACUGUACCUUUGGAUCGGCCUCGCAAACCAAAACGGCAGCCAUCAUUCUCUGGUAUCGGGGGCAACAGUAUGUUAUUAAAAACAACUAACAUAUCAAACGCCAAUAACCACAAUGUGGCUACUACCCCCAAAUUGUACCCUAAGGCCAUCGCAAACGAAUAUGACUCCAUGGGCACACUGCGAAGACAUUCAAACCAGCCCUGUACCAAGAACAACCUGGAUAUUGAAGAAGAUAAAUUCUAUUGACACCUACUAAAAGGACCCUUUACGACUUGCCGUUUGGGUAAGAAAUUAUUUUAGAACGGGCCGCUAAUGCUGUGUUCUUCGUGUAGAACACGAUGUAUGAGUACUAAAAAUCUUAGAUUUUUUUACGAUAUCAGACGGCCAUUUGUCGAUUUGUAUUAAGAUCUGUGGUGAAAUUUUAGAUUAUUUAGGCUGUAAACCUAAAAUGUAUAACUCAUUACAACAUUGAGAAUUUGUCAAUGGCAAUAUAUUAUUAAAUAUUAAUUGGUCUAUUUAAGUCAAUUGUUUGAUAGUUUUUUGUUUUGUAACCUACAUAUUUCUGGAAAAUCUGAAAUACCUUUUUCCUAUUAAGAAAGUUAGAAAUUUAUUCAUUACUCAGCUAUAUUUAUCGAUCUCUAUGCGUUUUAGAUCUCAAAAACAAUCUAAAUCUGUUCAAGUAAUCCAUGUUUUUUUUUUAAUUUUAUAAAUUGAAUUUAAUAGUGUCCUAUCUUUUUGUUAUACAACAAAACACGAACUUUUCCUUCUGAAAUAAGUAAUUUUGCUAAGUUGCAAAGUUAUGUACUGAUGAGAUGGCCCACCUAUCCACAGAAUAGACAAAUAUAGUACAGUGGAUGUUUUAUUUGUAUUAGAACCAGUGUUGCCACUUUAACGCCCCCAUUUGCAUUAACUUGCGACAUACAUUUAUCUAUUCUGUGCGUUUGAAUAUGGAACAUGCUUAUUAAACUAGUAUUAGCUUGUUGCUACAUAUAAAGAAAUUCAGUGCCAUUAUUAUUUUAGAUAUUUUAAGUUAAAUAUAUGGGUACUGUAACAAAGCUGUUUGUGCCAUUUAAGCGACUGUUAUAAUUCCCGGUCCAUUAUGAUUAAGCAUUUAUGUAAAUAAUAUUGUAAAUAAAUUAUGUUAAUGUUAAAUUUAUAAUUUUAUAGUAUGAAAUGAUCAGUUUAUUAAUUUUCUAUUUUCUAUAAAAGGAGGUGCCUUAAUGUAUACGAAUGUUUCCUUGAAUGAAAUACAGAUGGCGCUAAAUGAUAUUAUGCUUUAACAUUGUUAGGCGGUUUUGCGAUUAAAAAGAGAUAAUUAUCGGUGUUUAAGGCGCUGUAGAGUUUAUUUAGAAAUCUAUUUUAUAUUUUUGUAUGAAUUGUUGAAUAUAUUUCGACGUUAUUAUUGGCUCAUAUUGAGCCAUAUAAUUAAGUUACAUAGUUAAUUUUGAUAUGAAAAUUGUCUUUAUUAUGGAAGGAAAUAUAAUUUUGUAUCGCGCCAUCUAUUGGAUGAUAUACAAUGUAUGUUAAAUGUAUAUACAUAGUUUUAUUUGAAUGCUUGUUAUCUAAAUCAAGUGGGUCGUGUAAAUCUAUAUUUUAUAAUUAUAUACGAUAAUGUUGAAUGAGCUUUGAGCUAGACAUGGGAUAUGAAAACGAUAAUAUUAUACAUAAACGUGACGUCAUUAUUUAUAAAACCACAUUUUUAAAUUGAAACCUAUUCUAAUAGAUAUAUUGUAUUGCUGUAUUUCAGUUUGAUCCAUAACGAAAGAGUCGAUUGCUAAUAUUUUCUAUGUAAAAGGUUAUAUUGUUUAGAAAUUGUAAGGAGGCUUUUUAUAUAACUCACCGAUGUUAAGGAAAUUUAGAUUUUUUAAUGUUCAAAAACGUUUUCAUUUCUGAAUUCUGCCAAUUGUUAACGGGCUUAUUACUUAAAAAUAAAGACUGUCG
Molecule: messenger RNA, 5509 nt
Organism: Pieris rapae (cabbage white)
Lineage: Eukaryota; Metazoa; Arthropoda; Insecta; Lepidoptera; Pieridae
Gene: Sema5c
Product: semaphorin-5B
Exons: 20
Coding region: 560-3814 (1084 amino acids)
Biological process (GO): positive regulation of cell migration; axon guidance; neural crest cell migration
Molecular function (GO): chemorepellent activity; semaphorin receptor binding
Source: RefSeq, a predicted model, not a curated record